GUGGGACCAGCCGCACUUGCCCGUUCUCUCCGUUUCGGAGGAUCCGGGCGGCCUCGGUGCCGCUCGGGGGAAGGGGCGUGUGGGACAUGCCCGAGCCCUCCUUUGCCGUCCCGGCUCCUGGGCGUGACGGAAGCCUGGCGGGAAGUUGGAGCGGCUGAGGCGCGGGGUUCGCUCCCGCCUGGAGGAGCCCUCAGGCGCUGGUCAUGGCGGGACUCCUCCGAGCGCCCCGGCCAGCCUCACCAGCACACACCUGUCUUCAGAAACUGUUCCAUCAUUAUGUAAUUUGAAACUUCAAGUGUGAGGGUUGAGCCAGUUCUGCAAAUAAGAAGUUGGGAGCAGAAACUAAGCAAGAUGAAUGCAUCUGGAGGAAGCUGUGGGAGCCCUAGCUCUGCAGAACCUGCAGGAGAUUUCUUCAAGGAGCUGUGGUCCAAGCUGAAAGAAUGUCAUGAUAAAGAAGUACAAGGCUUACAGCUGAAAAUAUCUAAGCUGAAAAAGGAAAGAUGCUUAGAUGCAGAGAGGCUUGAAGAGUUUUAUACCAAGAACCAACAGCUCAGAGAACAGCAAAAAGCACUUCAUGACACUAUCAAGGUUUUAGAAGACAGGUUACGAGCAGGGCUGUGUGAUCGCUGUGCUGUCACUGAAGAGCACAUGAGAAAGAAGCAGCAAGAGUUUGAGAGCAUCCGGCAGCAGAACCUGAAACUUAUCACUGAGCUGAUGAAUGAAAAAAACAAUUUGCAGGAUGAAAAUAAAAAAAUAACUGAACAGUUCCAGCAAUUACAGAAGGAGUUGGAGGAGCAAAAGCAACAAGGAGUGGAGUCAGAAGAAGGAGUCAUUCCAGAUUCUCCAGUGCUGACUUCCUCAUUCGCUGUGGUCAGUCGCAUGAGGAGGAGAAAGGAGAACAGGCACAUCCGGUACACGGAGCACAGCCACCCCGACCUGGGGCUGCUGGAGAGCAGCACUGAGUUUGGAAAAAUGCCACUGUUUUCCACACAAGUGAACAGCCACCAUGGAGAAGAGAUCCUGGUGGCAGACACCUGUGAUCCACAGCUGUCCCCUGUGCCAAGUAAAGCCAAGGUGGGAAGCUAUCCCCUUCCAAAGCCAGCAUUUAACUUGGCUGCAGUCGUGGCAGAAACAAUUGGCCUUGCUGUUCCAGAGGAGUCUGAGUCCCAAAAUGUGCUGAGCCCUCCUCACACUAAUGCUGCUCUGAGCCAGGCCCCAGAGAGCAUGGAGACUGAAGGCUCAAGAAAGCAUCCAGCUUCUGAAUCAAGAGAUGAUGACAGCUGUUCAAGUCUUUCAGGUGCAGCUCAGAGCACCCCACCAGGUGCUGACUGGGAUCGUCAGGUAGCCUCUCCUGUCUUCGGAGCUUCUAGCGGUCUGAAGAGCACCUCAAGUACCAGCCAUGCCCUUUGUAUUUUAGAGUCAGGAUUGAAGCCUAACCUCAAACCCAACCUUUUCAACAAUCCUUCCUGUUCCAGAUCUCAUAAAAGUAGAUCAAAAUCUGAAGAUGUUGCUUUUGUUGCACCCCUGAACCUCGGAGCAGAAAUCACCUCGGUUAUCGGCCAGGCUGCUCUCUGCAGGCAGAUGCUUGCGGGCAGCUCUUGUGCAGCUAAAAACGAGGUGAGCAAGAGUGAUUUCCUUCUUGGGCACCAGAAGCAGCUAGAGGGCAGGUGUGCUAAGAGAAAGAAGGCUGAAGACGAGCAUGCAGUCAGCUGUGAACAAGCAUCCUUCAACAAGGAGAACUCGGUGCCCCGCGGCUCGGGGGCUGGGCCUGCGGACCGGGAGCACACAGCCGAUAAGCCUCUGGACCUGUCCGAUCGCUUCUCUGGAGCUCGCUGUCAGGAGAGAAGGCAGGGAGCUGAGGAGACCUGUAAGAACAGACUGAAGCAGGUGACUCUGCAUGACAUUUUUUCACAGCUAGGGAAGCCUGUUCCUGGAGGUUCUGCGUCCAUCCAAAAUGCCAACAGUGAGAGCUGUUUGUUUGGCAGAGGUUUACAAGAGGAGUCCUACGUACAAGAGGCCAUGCGGGUCAAGGCAUUCCCAGAGAAGAGAAACCAGAGCCAGAUGAAAGAAGAAGUUCUCCCCUUCAAAAUCACACCACUGCCCAGUUCUCCAGAGACAGAGCAUCUCUUUGAUGAUUUGCAGGUUGCCAGUGGCCAUGUACCAAACAGAAAGAAAGCAAGGACAGGACAUGGAGAGUCUGAACCAGCGUCUGUACUUCAACCAAACCCCUGUAGGCUGACAAAAAAUAAAGCACUGCAAAAUGAGCAAGACCUGAAAGAUAAACCUUUAGAAAACUUCCAGUGGAGCAUGGACCCAGGAGCUGACUUUUCCCAGUACAAAAUGGAUGUUACAGUAAUCGAUACAAAGGGUGGCUCUCAGUCCCGAGCCAGAGGGGAAGUGGAUCUGGAUUACACCUAUGUUAAUGAGAGUGUGCUCUUGAAAAUGAAACCUCCAGAGCAAAGCCAGGACAGCAGCCCAACAGGAGGAGACAGGAAGCUGCACGACACCUUCACAGAGAUGUUUGAGCGCACAACCCAUGAGGACUAUGAGUCCUGCCUGGCAGAGGACAGUCCUGCAAGGUGUGAUGGAAAAGAAGCUCUUCCUGACGAAGAGCAGGGGAAAGGAAUAACAGCAGGAAGCAAGAAAGUGAAGAGUGAGCAUGAGGACAAACAAGAUAAAGCCAAGCAGAAAGCUUUUGUGGAGCCCUAUUUCAAAAGUGAUGAAAGGAAGAACACUGUGUUAGAGUUCCCUCACAUUGAGGUCAUUCGAACAAGAGAAGAAAGAAGAAAGCUGCCUGGGCACACCUGUAAGGAGUGUGAGCUUUACUAUGCAGACAUUCCAGAGGAGGAGAGAGAGAAGAAGUUAGCUUCCUGCUCAAGACACAGGUUUCGCUACAUUCCUCCAAACACUCCUGAAAAUUUCUGGGAGGUUGGAUUUCCUUCCACCCAAACUUGUCUGGAAAGAGGCUACAUCAAGGAGGAUGUUACUUCCUGCCAGCGGCCCAAGCGGCGCCAGCCCUACGCCGUCAUGUUCUCCCCCAAAGGCAAGGAGCAGAAGACAUAAAGGCUGGGCCAGGAAGGCACAGCAGCCUGAAGAGUCUCUUUCCUGCCCUUAGAUAUUUAUAGUUAAUAUUAACUUGACCUACAGAACUGUUUUCCACACUGGUAGCUACAAUCACCCUGUUUGAUACGUUCCUUUUAUAGCAUUCAUUUGAUAACCUGAUGGUGUCCCAGGACCCAAACUUCCUGAGUGGAGUUUUGGUACUAGGAUCCUUUUGUACUCAUUUUUUUGCACCUGGCACACAAGGACUUUGUUUUGGAUUUGCCAGCAGCUGAAAUUCCAGCAAAUCCUGCCUAAACUUUGUGCUGAGAGUGGCUGGGAUUGGUUGUUGUUGUUGCAAGGUCAGUGCAGGUUUUGGUCGAGUGCUUUUCUGUUGCACUGGAGUUUUUAUUGAGCCUCUCUGCUUUGGCACCAAGGGUUCUGUCUACUUGGAAUAAAGCUGGGUUGGGUGUGGAGCAGCCCUGCCUCUCCAGGGCUGGAGAUGUGAGAA
This is a messenger RNA of Pogoniulus pusillus (Red-fronted tinkerbird), 3550 nucleotides long. It is a transcript of the gene RBBP8, whose product is annotated as RB binding protein 8, endonuclease. The transcript has 19 exons. The record is from RefSeq and is a predicted model, not a curated record. Bases 352 to 3063 code for a protein of 903 amino acids. Gene Ontology annotation, molecular function: damaged DNA binding. Gene Ontology annotation, biological process: DNA repair; DNA double-strand break processing involved in repair via single-strand annealing. NCBI's taxonomy places the organism in Eukaryota, Metazoa, Chordata, Aves, Piciformes, Lybiidae.